AUGUCCACAUCUCUGGCGGUGUUGUGUUUAAUUGCGUAUGCGAGUGUAACGUUCCAGACGGUCCAUGCCGCCGUAGUACGGCAGUACACCUGCGACAGUUACUUCCAAUCCUGGUGCCAACUUCACAAUGCCACAGUUCAUAUGGACACCGAUGUCCAGGCGAGCGUGUUCCCCCGAGUCCGGCAGCUAGGCUUCAUCUACGGCUCGAUCGGGAACUUUUCGCACAUCUUCAAUAAUCAACUGCACAAAGCAGGAGUUCUGCGGGUAUUCGCUCGUGGAACGCGCGUCACACACCUCACCAUGCCCAGCACCAUCGAGCAGCUCUAUCUUCGUGACAAUGGAUUGCAAUCGGUGGAGAUGGAACCGAGGACACGUUACGCGCUACGCUAUCUCAGGCUGCAGAUGAAUAAACUACGGUCUAUCGCACGGUUCGAACAUCUCACCCAGCUACUCGAGCUCAAUCUGUGUGACAAUCUGAUCGAAGACAUAGCGCUUGAUACGUUUGCCACCAUGCCCAACCUGCGUCAGCUGAUACUGUGCGGGAACCAUAUAAAGACGUUCGGAUCCUCGACGGCCGUCGUGUUGCUGCCCUCACUAACCCACCUAGACCUAGGCGGCAAUUUCAUCACGAGGCUACCCCUCGAACGGUGGCAGUUGCCACAGCUGAUUAAUCUGAGCGUGCGAGACAAUCUGCUUACCGUGCUGGACAGUGGCCUAAUCGUGCGGCGGUUCCCUUUGCUCCGAAUUCUGGACGCUUCAGCGAACGCACUCGAUUGCCACUCGUACCACCACGCACUGCAAACGUUCGUCAAUCGGUCCGUAGUGCAUCUGAUCGAUCGGCGCAUGUGCAGCGUGGACGAUGCGAUCGUGCUGGACGCGGAGGACAUGCGACGUACCAAGGGUCUCAAACCGGAGGAGGGUAACGCCAUAAUGGAGGUGCGACAUCUCAAGGAACGGAUCUUCCUGCAGCAGCGCACCAUUCAGCAGCAGCGGAUGGAAAUCGAGCAGCUGCGUGCCAACCUGACAACGCUGAUGGAGCAGUUCGAUCUGGUCGCUGGACCGGCAAGGGCACUGGAUCCAUUUUAA
Anopheles moucheti is the source of this 1086-nucleotide messenger RNA. RefSeq lists its product as uncharacterized. The record is from RefSeq and is a predicted model, not a curated record. Gene Ontology annotation, molecular function: protein binding. The transcript is spliced from 2 exons. NCBI's taxonomy places the organism in Eukaryota, Metazoa, Arthropoda, Insecta, Diptera, Culicidae. The coding region runs from base 1 to 1086 and encodes 361 amino acids.